AUGAAGCUUCCGGCGCCGGUUCUUGUCAUCCUUAGCACCGUCCUAAUGUUCUUUACAGCCAGCUUGGCACCUUUAAUCGCGGUUAAAUGCAAUGUGCCACAACAACCGAUCCCUGCAUACACGCUAGGGAGUUGCGUCACGGGAACGUGGUUCUAA
Alternaria arborescens is the source of this 156-nucleotide messenger RNA. RefSeq lists its product as hypothetical. The transcript has a single exon. The coding region runs from base 1 to 156 and encodes 51 amino acids. NCBI's taxonomy places the organism in Eukaryota, Fungi, Ascomycota, Dothideomycetes, Pleosporales, Pleosporaceae. The record is from RefSeq and is a predicted model, not a curated record.